Messenger RNA from Magallana angulata, 1414 nucleotides. RefSeq lists its product as uncharacterized. Lineage: Eukaryota; Metazoa; Mollusca; Bivalvia; Ostreida; Ostreidae. The record is from RefSeq and is a predicted model, not a curated record. The transcript has 12 exons. The coding region runs from base 35 to 1399 and encodes 454 amino acids.
CUCUUUACACACCUUGGUCUGAGAUAAAACGAACAUGGCUGCAAUAUGGAUUCCAAUAUUAGCUUUGUUCUCACUUGUAUUCGUCUCACAUAAUGUAUUUGCUUGUGAUGACGUCAGCACAUCCGCCUGUCAGAAGUUUGCCGCACAGAACCCAGCGAUGUGUGACUACGGGAGUUGCUACGCCACUUUAUGUCCUAGAACCUGUCAGAAAUGUGCGUCUGUAACAUGCUACUCGUGUAGAGCUGUGGCUCGACCUGAAAACUGCAACACAACAAUAGAGUGUCCGAGCAAGGAUUUCAAAUGUAUCUUGGCAAAGUCUUACACAGACGACUUUAGAGAAGUAUUUGGACUUGGAUGUGCUUUAGGAAAUGUGUGCGACAGUGCAGACAACAAUACGAUAUGUUGCUCCACUGACUUAUGCAACAACAACAAGACCCAGCCAACAACAACAACAACAGCAGCCAGGAAGUUUCCUAUCAGAAGAGGAAACAAAGACAAAGUUGUGAGACAGACCGCUGCCUCUUGUACAGACAUUCACGACGACGCUUGUCGAGACCUUCUGUCCUCAGAUGCCAGCAUAUGUGACACAGCUUGUGCCAAAUCACUUUGCCCUCUGACAUGCGGCGCCUGCAAACAGUGCUAUGACUGUGACUACGUUUCUGAUUCCAGUCAGUGUAAUUCCACACGUGUGUGUCAACAAGGAGAGCAUUGUUAUGGGAUAGAAACAAUCAAUACUUACCACGAACACGGUUUUCGACUUGGAUGCGCACCAGACAUUCUAUGCAACAAAUUAACGUCAAUGGCGGUGAGCACGUUUGGACGUAAGCGGGCUUUGGCAGGUGGGUGUUGUGAUGGUAACCUAUGUAACGAUCAUCUCAAGGCCGUGACAACCACACCAACUACAACAACCACGACAACAACUACUACAACCAAUGAUCCAUUAUGUCAGUGCACAGGAACGUUUUAUUAUCAAGUGAACAACGAGUGCUAUUUUAUCUCCGGCACUGAAGGAACAAGGCAAAACGGAAAGGAUUACUGUAACAUUCAUUGCGGACAGCUAGCAACCUUUACGGACCCCUCCAAAUUAUCAGCUGUGACAACUCACUACUACAAUUUGUUCCGUUAUUCCCUAGAUCCACACUCCGAUCAUCAUAAGUAUCAUCAUCAUUACGACCACGUGUUUGUGGACGCUGUGAAAUACCACAAAAGUCACACACACCCUACAUACAUCUGGGAGUCCACUGGAAGGACAGUCUCGUCAAGUUUCCUUAACUUGCAUAACGUGAACAGCACAUACAGUGAUAUGUGUGCUGUCACGUCCAGUUUGCACUCAAAUACCAUUCAGGCUGAGGAUUGCUCUGAUUCUCAUUAUGCUCUAUGUCAACUAAGGAAGCAAUAAACCCAUUUAAUUGUU